GACUGGACGCCCGGACGGCUCUGCCCAAGUCUACUUCCAGGCGGGAGAGGCGAGGUCGCGAUGACAUCUGCAUUUACACUCCACGCUAGCACGUACUGACUCUCACACCUCCCUCCCUAAUUCCAGCCCAACGAAGAAACAACAUAGAAGAAGAAGAACAAUGGAAUCGUUUUGUCGGCGGGAUCCGCGUCCUCUUGAUUGCUUAAACUUCCACGCAUCUCCUGCCUGAUCCCUUCCACAAUUUCCUGUUUACUGCGAAAAAAUCCGUUCGCAUUGGGUUCGGAAGAUUGAAUUGUGGAGUGAAAAUUUUGCUCUCUUUUUUUCACUCGAGAAAAGUUUAGAAUUUUGCCUAAUCAUGCUACCAAAGGGUCAGCAUCAGUCGAUCCCAUUGUCUGUGUUGUUGAAGCGUGAAUUAGCCUCAGAGAAGAUUGAAAGGCCUGAAAUUUCCCACGGUCAAGCAAGCCAGAGCAAGAAAGGAGAAGACUUUACCCUUCUCAAGACAGAAUGUCAAAGGGUUCUUGGAGAUGGGGUUACCACCUAUUCGGUGUUUGGGUUAUUUGAUGGGCACAAUGGGUCUGCAGCUGCUAUAUACUCCAAAGAGAAUCUCUUGACCAACAUUUUGAGUGGAAUUCCAUCAGACCUCAACAGAGAUGAAUGGGUUUCUGCCUUGCCAAGGGCUUUGGUUUCCGGGUUUGUGAAAACAGAUAAAGAUUUCCAGGAAAGAGAGCGAAGUUCAGGGACAACAGCGACCUUUGUUAUAAUUGAAGGAUGGGUUGUAACAGUUGCCUCAGUGGGCGAUUCUCUUUGUGUUCUUGAAUCUGCUGAAGGAGAAAUAUAUUAUCUAUCAGCAGAGCACAGACUUGAGUGCAACGUAGAAGAGAGGGAACGCAUAACAGCCAGUGGUGGAGAGGUUGGCCGGCUUAAUACUGGUGGUGGCACUGAGAUUGGACCAUUGAGAUGUUGGCCCGGUGGGUUAUGCCUUUCAAGAUCAAUUGGAGAUAUGGAUAUUGGCGAGUUCAUAGUUCCUAUCCCAUACGUAAAGCAAGUAAAGCUCUCUUCAGCUGGUGGAAGGCUUAUUAUAGCAAGUGACGGUGUCUGGGAUGCCUUAACUGCUGAAGCCGCUUUUGAGUGUUGCCGUGGGAUGCAACCGGAUGCUGCAGCCUCACAAAUUGUCACAGAAGCUGUGCAACCUAAAGGUCUACGGGAUGACACAACAUGCAUUGUGAUUGAUAUACAACCCAUAGAGAAGCCAACCCCACCAAGGCCACAACCUAAAAAGACUGGGAAAGGAGUAUUUAAGGCCAUGUUUCGCAAAAAAAAUUGUGAACACUCUUCAGAACCAGAGAAAGAAUGUUUUGAACUGGACGUGGUUCAGGAACUGUUCGAGGAAGGAUCAGCGUCUCUUGCAGAAAGGUUGGAUAUGAGAUAUCCAGUUUGUAAUAUGUUUAAGCUGUUCAUGUGUGCUGUGUGUCAAGUGGAGAUAAAACCAGGAGAGGGUAUUUCGGUACAUGCAGGAUCUGGAGAUUCUAGAAAACAGAGGCCCUGGGAUGGUCCUUUUCUUUGUUCGAGCUGCCAAGAGAAGAGAGAAGCCAUGGAAGGGAAACGAGCUUCUGGAGAUGGUGGAAUUUACUAAUAUCUGGCAUGUAGAGUGGGUUCACACUAUUUACAUACAAUAGUAUAUACAUAGCUUGGCUGCGUUCUAACAAUUGUUUCUUUCAUCGCUGACGUGGCCGGAGGAUAGCAAGAUUCUACUACAUAAAAAGCGGUUCUCAUAUUAGUGGCAAUCUGAUCACAACAGGUAGCACCAAUAUUGACUUGAAAUGUUGUCGUCAUCAUCAUCAUUAUUACUAUUAAUGUUACUAUAUGAUGUAGGGAGAGGCUUUAGGAGAUGUAUUUGAUUUCAUUGAUUAUUAUUUUUUAUGACGUCCAACACAUAGAUGACCAUCGUUCUGCUUCUUGUAUUUGUUGGUGGUGUAAUAUUGAUUUUGUACCAAGUAUUUAUUAAACAGAGAGAGAAUGAAGAAGUAUAGAAUCCUUAACUGAGAUUGUAUUUGCCAGUCGGGUAAUGAUAGGCUAUCCUUAUUA
Messenger RNA from Cuscuta epithymum, 2085 nucleotides. NCBI's taxonomy places the organism in Eukaryota, Viridiplantae, Streptophyta, Magnoliopsida, Solanales, Convolvulaceae. The record is from the annotation of a GenBank genome assembly.